Acipenser ruthenus (sterlet) is the source of this 4025-nucleotide messenger RNA. Its product is annotated as sodium-dependent phosphate transporter 1-like. Lineage: Eukaryota; Metazoa; Chordata; Actinopteri; Acipenseriformes; Acipenseridae. Gene Ontology annotation, biological process: phosphate ion transmembrane transport. The record is from RefSeq and is a predicted model, not a curated record. Gene Ontology annotation, cellular component: membrane. The coding region runs from base 631 to 2709 and encodes 692 amino acids. Gene Ontology annotation, molecular function: phosphate transmembrane transporter activity. The transcript is spliced from 11 exons.
GAGCCGGCUGCAUCAUACAGGCAGAGAGAGAUUAAUAUCUGAUUGGGUUUAGUACGGGUUGUACAAUUAUUACUUUUAGUGCCUAUCGCAUAUGGAUAAUUUUGCGGUGGAUAUAUUAUAGUUAAUUUUAAAAUAUAAAAUAUUUUUUCGGCGAGGUACUACAUUUUCAUUGGAAAGGUUUUUCAAUUAAAUUAAAGAAACGACAUCCCGCGCGCGCCUUAGUGCUGAAGCGGGCUCGAGACUACGGAGCUGUUUCUGAAGAGAUCAGACUUCUGUAUUUGCCAUUUCUCACUGACUUGGAUGAAGAAUCUUUCAUCUCCAGCGUUUUCUGCAAAAUGGAUGUUUGUUCAAUCUUUCUAACUGCCCAGAGCCAAAGAAACUUUCUCGAAAAGACUAGUAUACGCAGAGGAUAGCAAUAACUCCCCACCCCACCCAACACCCAUAUAAUAUUACAUUGCUAUUCAAAACAAAUACAUAUCCUUAAAGUUUACAUAUUUAAUUUUUUAUAGAAAAAAUAUUUAUUGAAAAUCAAAGCAUUCAUACCUCUUAUUUUGUAAAAAAAAAAAAAAAUCUCAAUUUAUAAAUAUAUUUAUUUGUACAAGUUAAAUUAAACCCACUAAGAUUGUGAAAAUGGAAUCGACAGCUAUAGCAGGUUUUGUGUCCACUACUCUGGCAUCUCUGACUCAGAAGCCUCUGGAGGAUUAUCUCUGGUUGUUGAUAGUCGGCUUCAUCAUUGCAUUUGUCCUGGCGUUUUCUGUUGGUGCCAACGAUGUUGCAAACUCCUUUGGCACGGCUGUGGGCUCAGGUGUGGUGACCCUGCGACAGGCCUGCAUCCUGGCUACAGUGUUUGAAACGGUUGGCUCAGUGUUGCUGGGAGCGAAAGUGAGUGAGACAAUCCGCAACGGAAUCAUCGAUGUCCAGAUGUACAACACGUCCCAACAUGUAUUAAUGGCUGGAUCUGUCAGUGCCAUGUUCGGUUCUGCUGUAUGGCAGCUAUUUGCUUCGUUUUUGAAGCUACCCAUUUCUGGAACUCACUGCAUUGUGGGUGCGACGAUCGGCUUCUCCCUGGUGGCUAAGGGGCAGCAAGGGGUUAAGUGGUUGGAACUCCUCAAAAUCGUGGGUUCCUGGUUCAUCUCCCCUCUUCUAUCUGGCAUCAUGUCUGCUGUUCUGUUUUACUUUGUCCGCAAAUUCAUUCUACGCAAGAAGGACCCAGUACCCAAUGGGUUGCGUGCCCUACCUGUCUUCUAUGCCUGCACUAUUGGAAUAAACCUCUUCUCCAUCAUGUUUACUGGCGCACCUUUGCUGGGGUUCGAAUUCCCUGUGUGGGGUAUGAUCCUGAUAACUCUGGGUUGUGCAGUGAUCACGGCCCUCAUUGUCUGGUUUAUCGUCUGUCCCAGAUUGAAAAGAAAAAUUGAACGAGAGAUUAAGUCAAGUCCUUCUGAAAGCCCUUUGAUGGAGAAGAAGAAUAGCGACCUGCACUGCCCAAUGCUAAAAUCUGACCCUGAGACUAAAGAUCCACCUUCAAAUGGGAUUUCUGUUGAAACCAAGAGCCCUGUGAUGGAGGGCGUCUGCCCUCUCCUGCCUUCCAAGCCAGUGUCUGGGGAGCGGGCAGUCGCGUUCAACAUUGGGGAUUCGGAUGAUGGUGACGAGAUGGACAAGCUGCAGACGGGAGACGAGAAGGAUACCAGCGACGACGUCACCUGCAAUAAUGCAACAGAGAAUGCAGGACACGUACAAUUCAGGAAUGUGGUGAGCAGCCAUCUCCCUAGCAAUGGCUAUAGCCAGUACCACACUGUGCACAAGGACUCUGGGCUCUACAAGGACCUGCUUCACAAACUGCAUCUGGCCAAGAUGGGCGACUGCAUGGGGGAGUCCGGGGACAAGCCCAUGAGGCGCAACAACAGUUACACUUCCUACACCAUGGCCAUCUGCGGCAUGCCUCUGGACCACUUUAAGCCCCGUGAGAACGACUGGAAAAGUGGGGCGGCUGUUGAUGACACGGAGAAGGACAACAUGGGGGCUGACCAUGGGAAGAAGAGGGUGCGCAUGGACAGCUACACCAGCUACUGCAACGCUGUGGCGGAGUCAACCCUGGCGGAAGCGCUGGAGGAGAGCCAGGUGGCGGUGGAGAUAGGGAUGGGUGAGCGGAAGAGCAGCGAUGGAUCCCUGGAGGACUGCUGCGAGAAGGACAAGCCAGAGGUCUCCCAGCUCUUUCGGUUCCUGCAGAUCUUGACUGCUUGCUUUGGAUCCUUUGCUCAUGGCGGGAAUGAUGUCAGCAAUGCAAUUGGACCUCUGGUUGCUCUCUACUUAAUUUAUCAAUCUGGUCAAGUUGCCUCAAAUACUCCCACCCCUAUCUGGCUGCUCCUGUAUGGAGGAGUGGGCAUCUGUGCUGGUCUCUGGGUCUGGGGAAGGAGAGUGAUCCAGACCAUGGGAAAGGACCUCACCCCCAUCACUCCUUCCAGUGGCUUCAGUAUUGAGUUGGCAUCUGCUUUGACUGUGGUGCUUGCUUCAAACAUCGGACUUCCCAUCAGCACAACGCACUGCAAGGUUGGCUCGGUUGUGUCCAUUGGUUGGCUGCGCUCCAAGAAGGCUGUCGAUUGGCGCCUGUUCCGUAACAUCUUCCUGGCCUGGUUUGUCACUGUGCCAAUCUCGGGGCUCAUCAGUGCAGCCAUCAUGGCCCUCUUCAAAUAUGUCAUCCUGGAUCCCUGAGUGUGCUACCAGGGGGGUUCAUGCAAAGUUCACCUUAGAAAAGGGAGACCUUCAGUCUGACAGCAGAGCAGCUGGGGUGGACAGAGGAGGGACUGCUGUCUUUCAUGGAAGAUGAUUUCUGCUUCAGCUCUGUAUUCUUGCUAUAUUACUGUGCUUUAACUCCUUGGUGUAUUAAGACUACCAUAAACAUAUGUAUGCUGUACAUAAUUGCCAGUAAAUUUCCAACCCCUCCCAAAAAAAAGUUCCUUGGCAUUCUGUAAUUAUGUACAUAUUUUUAUUUUAUUAUUAUUUUUUUUUACACUUGCGUUUUAAACAUCAGAGUACAAACUAUGAUCAUGUUGGGUUUUUUUCUGUUUUUUUAGAGCUGGAAUUGUGUUCCGGGUAAUGCAGUUAACAUGUUAAUGUCUAUAGAGUAGGCAGUAUGUGUAGGUGCCAGUCUGUUAAACAGUAGUUUCAGAAGUGGAUUGGGACAGGUCUAACAGUAUAUGCCUUAAAUGACACUGACUUUGUGGAGAGAUGCGUGUUUCUUUAUAAAAAAAAUUAAAAAAUGAAAGGCUGGUACCCAAUUGCAGUCCAGUGUGCAAAACCUUUGUCUAAUGAAAUAUUUGAGGAAUACUUUUUUUUGUGUGUAUCUGCUGCUUUGAAUCACACAAGUCCCACUAUAAGGAAUCGAACUGCAAAUUUAGUUUGCCAUUCUUAAUGUAUUGGAAUUUCUUAGCUGUUUUUAACUAAGUUGCUUCCGUUUAGAUAUAUAUUUGCCUACAACUGUUUUAAAAUCUGUUGUUCUUUAACUUCUAACUUACGUAUUAUGAAUUGUGUUUUUAUAUAGAUUUAAAAAGAAAGUGAACUGUGGUUCUAAUGCUGUAUAAACUGUAUUCCUGAAAACUUGACCGUACUGAACAAGAGGGAGUGACUUUUCAAAGGCAGUAUUCAUGUCUUGCACAUUGUAGGGGUACAGGUCUGGGAUUGUGAAAGAAUUCUACCAUCGGCCAAGUGGAAACCACCUGCCUUUGUGUCUUUUGGUAAUGUUGCGCCUCUCCUAAAAGUUUUUGUUCAGAUAAGCCUGCAUCUGGUGGUGUGUGUGGUGUUUAUAUAUAUAUAUAUAUAUAUAUAUAUAUAUAUAUAUAUAAUAUAUAUAUAUAUGUAAUAUAAUUUUUUUUUUUUUUUUUGUGGUUGCUUGGAUGCCUUGUGAAAUAGGUACCAAAGAGUAGAGACUGGAGUGUUGGAAACACAUGCAACACAUGCUGUUUUAGUCUUCCAGUGUGAAUGGAGGUUUAAAAAAUGUAAUUCAAUAAAAAAAAUCAUUUUUAAAACUA